AGGAACCAGCCAGUCUUUAGCCUCAGUUUGCUUCCGUCAGGCCUUGCAUCCACGCGGAAGGUGUGGGACGCCGCGGGGUGAGGAGAGCUGGUGUUUUCAUCGUGCUUGUUCACUCAUAUCAACAAGGCCAACUUGAGAAGCUGCCCACAAUGAAUGGCUCUGAAGGUCGCCCCGAGUUCUAUGACUUCGACCUCAUCAUCAUUGGUGGAGGCUCAGGAGGACUGGCGGCAGCUAAGGAGGCAGCAAAAUUUGAUAAGAAGGUGCUGGUCUUGGAUUUUGUCACACCAACUCCUCUCGGAACUAGAUGGGGUCUGGGAGGAACGUGUGUGAACGUGGGGUGCAUACCUAAAAAGCUGAUGCACCAGGCGGCUUUGUUAGGACAAGCCUUGAAAGACUCUCGAAACUAUGGAUGGAAAGUUGAGGACACAGUUAAGCAUGACUGGGAGAAGAUGACAGAGUCUGUGCAGAAUCACAUCGGCUCGCUGAAUUGGGGCUACCGAGUAGCUCUUCGGGAAAAGAAGGUCUACUAUGAGAAUGCCUAUGGGAAAUUCAUUGGUUCUCACAAGAUUAAGGCAAAAAAUAACAAAGGAAAAGAAAAAAUUUAUUCAGCAGAGCGGUUUCUCAUCGCCACUGGGGAAAGGCCACGCUACCUGGGCAUCCCUGGAGACAAAGAGUACUGCAUCAGCAGUGAUGAUCUUUUCUCCUUGCCUUACUGCCCCGGUAAAACCCUAGUGGUUGGAGCGUCCUAUGUUGCUUUGGAAUGUGCAGGGUUUCUUGCUGGUAUUGGCUUAGAUGUGACUGUAAUGGUACGGUCCAUUCUCCUGAGAGGAUUUGACCGGGACAUGGCCAACAAAAUUGGUGAACACAUGGAAGAACAUGGUAUCAAGUUUAUAAGGCAAUUCGUGCCAAUUAAAGUUGAGCAGAUUGAAGCAGGGACACCAGGCCGACUCAGGGUAACUGCUCAGUCCACGAACAGUGAAGAGACUAUGCAAGGCGAAUUUAACACAGUGUUGCUGGCAGUAGGAAGAGAUGCUUGUACGAGAACGAUUGGCUUAGAGACAGUGGGCGUGAAGAUCAAUGAAAAGACUGGGAAAAUACCUGUUACAGAUGAAGAGCAGACCAAUGUGCCUUACAUCUAUGCUAUUGGUGACAUUCUGGAGGGAAAGCUGGAGCUGACGCCUGUGGCCAUCCAGGCUGGGAGAUUGCUCGCUCAGAGGCUGUAUGGGGGCUCCACUGUCAAAUGUGACUAUGACAACGUUCCAACAACUGUAUUUACUCCUUUGGAGUAUGGCUGUUGUGGCCUGUCUGAAGAAAAAGCUGUUGAGAAAUUUGGGGAAGAAAAUAUUGAAGUUUACCACAGUUUCUUUUGGCCAUUGGAAUGGACGGUUCCAUCCCGAGACAACAACAAAUGUUAUGCAAAAAUAAUCUGUAAUCUUCAAGACAAUGAACGUGUCGUGGGCUUUCAUGUACUGGGUCCAAACGCUGGAGAAGUGACACAGGGCUUCGCAGCUGCACUCAAGUGUGGACUGACCAAACAGCAGCUGGACAGCACUAUUGGUAUCCACCCUGUCUGUGCAGAGAUAUUCACAACGUUGUCGGUGACGAAGCGUUCUGGGGGAGACAUCCUGCAGUCUGGCUGCUGAGGUUAAGCCCUGGUGUGGAUGCUGCCGCCAAGACUACAGGCCACUGCCUUGCUUCCUUGCCCACAUCUAGGUGAAGUUCAGGCUCUUGGGCUCUUGGCGCCUGUCCAAGGUGCUGUCCUAAGGCCACCAGAUGGCAGGUAGUAGGCUGCAGCAUCACACUGGGGUCACCUUGACGGACUCAGACAGACAUUCGGCAGUGUAUCAGGGAGAUACAUUCAUGAAGUCACCAGCCUCAAGCCCAAAGUGGUAGGCAGUGACAGAUCAACUGUCGGAUCUGUUCAGCUAGAUCUCCCCUUUAGGUUGUGUAAUCUUGUUUUCAAGCUGUCUUAUGUCAAUUCUAGUUUUCUUUUUUUCUCCAUGGGGUCAGUGAUACUAAAGCUAGGGAAUGUUAGCAAUCAGUUUUGUCUAAAAGCAUGCCGUGGCUGGAUAGCCACAGUCUUACUGUGUGGAAGGGGGAUGAAUUCAUUUAUGAAAGCCACACACGUUUGUCCUGAGAAAGAGCAAUUACCCUAUGACUAAAAUACACUGUUCAUUUUACUGACCUGUGUAGCUUCGUCUCUUUUAAUAAGUCAUAUGUCCAAAACAAGAAAAACCAUAGUCCACUUUUUGCAAGUUUCCCCACUGUGCACAUUGCUGAAGCUGCUUAGGAAGGGAGGUGGCGACUUGGCCAGCGUUCUUGACCUCCAUUGCAUGGCCCUCGAAGUAGUGUAGAUUGUUGCCAGCACAGAGGCCAAUGAACAACAAAUGUCUUUCUUAAUACAGUUGUUGUCCUUUGAUCUGAGUAGAGAUUGUUUGCAAUGGAAAACAAUUUGCUUUAAACUUCUUGUUUUUGUAAGGUGGAUUUAGUUUUAAGCUUCUGUCCCCUGAGAACUACAUUCAUAGACAAGUCGCUUUUUCCAGACAUAGCAUAUAACUCUUCUGAGGUAAUUACUUUUGUAAGGAAGCUGUUCAUAACAUAAGUUAUUAUUAUUAUUGAACGCAGGUGGAUGUGAAGGAUUUUUAUUGAAAAACCAAAUGGUUUUUCCUUUUUCUGUCGAAUGAACCCAAUGAUUUGUCUCCUGGGUUAUGUGACUGUGAACACGCAGGCUGAGGGCUGUGUUCGCACCACCUCUCCCACUAUAAACAGCCAUCCUGGCCCUGUAGCCCCUCUUGUCCUCACCUGUAGCACUGAGUGGUGUUUCACAGUACACUUCUGGGCCACCUCAGGGAACGUGUGUUUGCCUAGUGUUCAGCCAGCAGCACUGUCCCUGCCCCACAAGGCUCCCUCAUGACCUCCUCCCAUCAGCUUAUGUGAAAACAGUAGGAAGAGGAGAGAGGAUGGAACAGAGGGAGUUGACUCUGUUCAGUUUUAUUUAUUUAUUUUUUAAAACUUUUCACCCAAGUCUGCCAGUCUCUGAGAUUAGAACGACGGUGUAGGGUUAACUGUGCCUAAUCAUGUUGUGAUUAUCUUAGUGGAAUGGAAUGUUCUGCCCCCACGAGAAGGAAUAGUCUUCAUUGUUUAUAUUCUGUAAUCGCACAAUGUACUGUAACUCCAAUUCCAAUUCCAUGUAUUUUUGUUACAAAUUUUCUGGGGAAAAAAUGUGAAACAAUAAAAGGUGUUCAUGCAUGUGUGUCUUCU
Molecule: messenger RNA, 3261 nt
Organism: Cricetulus griseus (Chinese hamster)
Lineage: Eukaryota; Metazoa; Chordata; Mammalia; Rodentia; Cricetidae
Gene: Txnrd1
Product: thioredoxin reductase 1
Biological process (GO): cell redox homeostasis; cellular response to oxidative stress; glutathione metabolic process
Cellular component (GO): cytosol; mitochondrion
Molecular function (GO): glutathione-disulfide reductase (NADPH) activity; thioredoxin-disulfide reductase (NADPH) activity; flavin adenine dinucleotide binding
Source: RefSeq, marked validated